CCUGGCACUUCCCGGCGACCAUUCAUAUCUCGACCUCACUCCCCUCUACUAAAAAACACACACAUGAUCCAGCCCUCGCUCCCCUCUACCUGCAUUUAUCAAUGCCCGAGAAUUUCCCAAGUCGACGACUUGUGCGGUAGAAGCGGGCUUCGCGCUGCUAGCAGACGCGCUACUAGCAGAUUCGCCGCUAGCAGAUUCGCCUCUAGCAGAUUCGCCACUCGCAGAUUCGCCUCUAGCAGAUUCGCCUCUAGCAGAUUCGCCACUCGCAGAUUCGCCGCUAGCAGAUUCGCCGCUAGCAGAUUCGCCGCUAGCAGGUGCGCGAAACAUGCCUCCAGGCACGCCUUCACGCUCAGACACACCGUCAUGGCCACGGUACCAUCCCUCGCGCGAAUCGCAGAACUGCUGUUGAGCCCACUCUACAACCUCGCCUUCUAGGUACUCGUAACCGCAGUUCCCAUUGGUGCUGCUCGCGUGAGAUUUUGGCGACGCGAUCAUCUCUAUUCUCCGUGUGACAGUUUUGAGGAUCCUACUCUGGGUGAUUCGGAAUUUUGUGCGGAAACUCUAUCAGUCACUCAGGGGGGUUACGUUUUCGCCAGGGGAAUGGCGAAGAAGGAGGAGCUCACCGGACGAUUCUCCAGCUGGGCGUCGCACGCCAUCGCACAGUCGCAGCUGGGUGUCGCACUGCUGCUGCUCCCGCUGCUCGCGUGCGUCGUCCUGUGGGGCUCGUUCGUUGCGCGAGCGCCGAUCGCGGAGCACCUAAAGACAUCCCAAGAGAGCUUCUCUUUAAACGCCGCGGAGCAAGCAGCAGAAGCAAGCUUUUCCUCGAAAGCCGAGCUAGCAGGCGCAAGGGGCGGCGGCAGGAGAUGGGGGCCUGGCGCUCCUGAAACGGGCGAGACGCGAGACGGGGAGGCGCGAGAGGGGGAAGUGCGAGAGGGGGAGGCGCGAGAGGGGGAGGCGGAGAGUGACGAAUCGGGCAGCGCGACGGCUUCGCUUCUCGGCAGCUUCAGGAAGAUCGAGACGGCCGUUUCCGUUGACGGGCCGGCAGAUUUGACGGCCGCUGACGGAGAGGCGGAGGGAGUUGACGAACGGAAAGAGGCGGCGGAGGGAGAUGAUGCGAGGAAGGAUGAGGGAGAGGGCCGGGGGGGGGAGGUGGAGGAGAGGGGUAGCAUAGGUGCAGGAAAAGGUGGGGGACUGGAAGGAGGUUCGACAGGAGGUUCGGAGGGUGGUACGGAAGGAGGUUCGGAGGGAGGUUCGGAAGGAGGUUCGGAGGAGGGAGGGCAAGACGGAGAGGAUUUGCUGGUUGGGUGCGAGGAGAUGAUGAGUGAAGCGCUGAGCGAUAGCAGUGGGGGCGAGAAGGGGAGAGAGGAGGGGAGCGAGGAGGGGAGAGAGGAGGAUAGAGAGGAGGGGAGAGAGGAGGGGAGAGAGGAGGGGAGAGAGGAGGGGAGAGAGGAGGGGAGAGAGGAAGGGAGAGAGGAGGGUGGUGGGGAGGAGGCACCAGGUGAAGCAAAUUCGAGAGAGGUGGAUGGAGCAGAGGGAAACGCAGGACAGGGGGACGGGGCUGGAGCGGGAGAGGGAGGAGUCAAUGCGGGCAAUGCACAGGAGGCGAGCGGAGUAGAGGGAAAUGCAGGGCGGGGGAAUGGGGCUGGAGCGGGAGAGGGAGGAGUUAAGGCAGGCAGCAGCGCUGCGGAUAAGAGAGUCGGGGGCAGUGGUGGGAGCAACAGUGACAGUAACGGUGGCGUCAAGAGUGACAGUAACGGUGGCACCAAGAGUGACAGUAAUGGUGCCACCAAGAGUGACAGUAACGGUGACGCCAAGAGUGACCCUAAUGGGAGUGGUGGGAGUGGCGGGGGAGCAGCAGCUAAGGGUGCCUCUAGCGCAAGGAAGAAAGGAGGACGCAAGGCGAGGAUCAAACUGGAUGUCCCUCUUGCUUGUGACCUGUACCGUGGGUCAUGGGUCCCCGACCCCAGCCCCCCGCUCUACACCAACAGCACGUGUCCCAACAUCACACGCCACCAGAACUGCCAGGGCAACGGGCGCCCCGACAGGCAGUACGAGCGCUGGCAGUGGCGGCCGCAGGGGGAGGGGUGCGCGCUGCCACGAUUCGACGCCGGGGAGUUCAUGCGGGUUAUGCGCGGUAGAGGGGUGCUCUUUGUGGGGGACAGCGUGGCGCGGAACCACAUGGAGUCGCUGGUCUGUUUGCUAAGCGAGGUGGAGAAGCCCGAGCUCCAUGGCAGCAAGGCCAUGCUGCGACUCGUCUUUCCUUCCUCUAAAGUCACACUCGCUAGAAUCAACUCCGCAUGGCUUGUAGACGAAGGGAACGACGCCAUACCUGACUGCCCUGACACCAUACCGCGCCUCCACCUCGACCGAACCAGCCCCAAGUGGUUCGGCGAGAUCGCCAGGUUCGACGUGGUCAUGUUCAGUUCGGCACAUUGGUUCGUGAAACCCUCAAUCUAUAUGGAGAAAGGGGAGGCGAUUGGAUCCCAGGGCGGGUGGUGGAAGAGGGGGGAACCGCCAAAGGUCGACAACAAGGGCGCGUUCGCACUCGCGAUUCGGACGGUUUUCCGGGAUGUGGUGGAAGAGCUUGGGAAGAAUCCGAACCGGGUGUUCAUUUACCGAACCUUCUCCCCGGACCACUAUGAGAAGGGCGAAUGGAACACCGGAGGCUCGUGCGCGGGGCUUACCGAACCUAGAGGCGCCAACUACACUUACAGCAACGCAUUCGGGCUCAACUUGUACGUGCAGCAGCUGCAGGCUUAUAACGAGGCGAUGGAGGCUGCUAACGAAGCAGGGGCGAGUGUAGACCCGUUGAGAUUCACCCUUAUGGACGUGAUGCCAAGUGCGGGGGUGAGAGUGGAUGGGCACCCCGGCCCUUAUAGAGGGCUGAAUGCAGCGGAGGAGUUGGCCAAAUAUGAGGGCUCCAAGUUCCCCCCGCCGCAGGACUGCCUGCACUGGUGCCUGCCCGGCCCAAUUGACUCGUGGAACGUGUUUCUGCUGCAGAUCGUGAAGAGGGGAUUCGCCUCUAUUCAGGCGCAGCAGGGUUAGGGAGGGAGCAUACCAGACACUAGAAUGUUUGGAGGUGCUUUAACAGAAGCUGGUGCCUGCCAGGGCGGGUUGGCUAUUGGAAUGUGUUUCUGCUGCAGAUGGUGAAGAGGGGAUUCGCCUUUAUUCAGGGGCAGGGGGGAAAGGGAAGUCAGGUAGUGGAGGUGGAGUGUCUGAGCUGAGGUGCUUCAACAGAAGCCGGUGCCUGCCCGGGCCCAUUGACUCGUGGAACGUGCUUCUCCUGCAGAUCGUGAAGUGGGGGCUUCCCUCUAUUCAAGGUCAGCAGGGUUAGGGAGCGACGAGACACUAGAGUGUGUUAAGGCGAGUCAAAGGAGACUGAUGCCUGUUGGGGCGGAUUGUCUUGUGGAAUGUGUUUCUGCUGGAAAUCGUGAAGAGAGGAUUCGCCUCUAUUCAAGAACAGGGGAGGGGAGUUGGGGAGAGACGAGACAUUACAGUGUGUCCAGGCGAGUCAAAGGAGACUGGUGAUUGCCCGGGCGAGUCCCGGGUGGAUUGUUUGUGCUGCACUGCAGAACAUGAAGAAAGGAGGCGUUUCAAACCAGGGUUGGUGAGGAGCCUUUACUGAAGUUAGUGGAUAUGGGGCCCUGGUGAGUUGUGUUGGAAAUAUCUCGAGGACUUGAGCGUUUCUGAAGUAUAAACACCACACUCGAGGAAGAUCGUAACGGGUACGCGAGUCAACGGAGGUUACACGAGGGGAUGGACAAACAACACGAAAGGACUCGAAGGGUCGCAACCGGAGGUAGCGAUUGACCGUUACAACUGCAAGAAUGGUAACCGAAGCGACAAUCGAGUCGCUGUGCGACUCGAUAACCGCUCUUCAACUGUAUUCUACAACUGCCUUAUUUUCCUACUUUCUAUAUAUUGCUGUAUGC
Closterium sp. NIES-67 is the source of this 3932-nucleotide messenger RNA. NCBI's taxonomy places the organism in Eukaryota, Viridiplantae, Streptophyta, Zygnematophyceae, Desmidiales, Closteriaceae. The record is from the annotation of a GenBank genome assembly.